This is a messenger RNA of Gamsiella multidivaricata, 1080 nucleotides long. Its product is annotated as superoxide dismutase. The transcript has 4 exons. The coding region runs from base 59 to 874 and encodes 271 amino acids. NCBI's taxonomy places the organism in Eukaryota, Fungi, Mortierellomycota, Mortierellomycetes, Mortierellales, Mortierellaceae. Gene Ontology annotation, biological process: removal of superoxide radicals. Gene Ontology annotation, molecular function: superoxide dismutase copper chaperone activity; copper ion binding. The record is from RefSeq and is a predicted model, not a curated record. Gene Ontology annotation, cellular component: cytoplasm.
CCUUUCUGCUUAAAAAGACAACCUCACACUUUUCAGCGUAUUAAUUACUAUAAAGACCAUGGUGCAAACUGAAUCAGACUUCAAGACCGAGUUCGCGGUUGAAAUGACCUGCGAGUCGUGUGUCAAAGACGUGAAGAAGGUCCUCGAGGGAGCGGAGGGUAUCAAAAAAUUCGACAUCGAUCUGAAGGAACAGCGCGUUGUUGUGGAAGGCAGUGCACCACCUUCAGCCAUUUCGCGUCUGCUGAAGAACACUGGCAAGACCGUUAUCGUGCGUGGAUCCGGAGUUGCGCAAGGCGAGCACGCUGGAGCAGCAGUGUGCAUUCUGGAUAUCGGUCAUGAAAACCCCGCGUAUACAACCCUACCCACAUCUGAGAAGCCCUACGGUCUUGUCCGCUUUCUUCAAGUGAGCCGAGAGACGUGUGUUGUUGACGUGACAGUCCAGAACUUGGCCCCGGGCAAACAUGGUAUUCACAUCCACGAGCUCGGUGAUACAUCUGGCGGCGCGACCACGACGGGUGGACACUAUAACCCGACGAACGUGGCGCAUGGUGACGACGAGACGGGCCAUGUGGGGGACCUAGGCAACAUUGAAGUCGAUGAGAAGGGAUGGGGCGAUCUGGUGCUGGAGUCGAAGAGGAUCAAGGUAUGGGAUAUCAUCGGACGGUCGAUGGUGGUGACGGAGAAGACGGAUGAUCUGGGUAAAGGGGUUAAGAAGACGGAAGAUGGUGGGUCGGGCAAGGGGAUUAUUUGUGGAAUUAUUGCGCGAUCUGCGGGAGUGUUUGAGAACGCGAAGAAGAUUUGCUUGUGCGAUGGCACGACGCUGUGGGAGGAGGCGCGUUUGAGAGGGGAGGAUAAGGGCAACGACUUUUACUGACAGACAAAGCAGCCGACCGCAAAGCUUUGACGGCUCUUAUUAGACAUGACCAUUCUCUUUGCAAAAAAAAAAAAAAAGAGGGAGAGAGAUAGCUUCUUUUCAAAGCGUUUGAAAGCAACCAAAUAAAAGGUCUCUCUUGCCAAGUUACAACUUCAACUCCCUUCCUGACUAUAAAAAAAUACGGAACAUUUGUUUCUCCUGCGGAC